UCAAAACAAACAUAACCUGAAAAUAGCCCCCUCAAAAUGUUAUUACGCAAAAACGUGCUCCCUCGCAGCCUUUCGGACACUUUAGUGACUGUGUUUACCCUGUGUAUAAUCCCCACUGUGUAUUACUUUGAGUUAUUCGUGGUGUUGCCCCAUUUCUACCCUCAAUGGGACUUUUGGUACACUUUCCAUUUUUUAAGUGGGACGUUUAUUUUAUUCAAUUUGUGUGCGAAUUACGUGGCGAUUGUGUUGUGUGAUACCAGUAUUCGGGGGAGGAUCCUCCCCACAACAAUGGGGCCAAACUGUCGGUUCUGUACCGUUUGUGAAUGCAUAGCGCCCCCCAGGUCGUGGCAUUGCCACACUUGCAACGUGUGUAUCCUCAAACGCGACCAUCAUUGCAUGUUUACAAGUUGUUGCAUAGGACACCACAAUUUACGCUAUUUUAUCGUAUUCGUUUUUUACAUUUUCGUAGCCACUGUCUACGCUUCUUACUAUAAUUUAUUUUUCGUACUCGAAUUUGCCGAAUUUGGAACGUUUGAAUCGAUAAUUAAGUUGGUUUUUCCACUUGCAACGCUAUUCGUUGACUAUUCACGAAAUCAAAUGUAUUUAUUCUUAGUUUUGAUUGUCUUAAUUGGGGGCGUUUUUACGGGGGUUUUGUUGUAUUUUCACGGCGAUUUAAUUUUAAGGGGGGUUGUUACACACGAAAGGAAUCAAAAGAUGGGGCUGUAUGAUCUCGGGAGGAGAAAAAAUGUGGAGGGGGCUUUAGGGGACAGGUGGUGUCUCGUGUGGUUGUCACCUUUUAUUGAAAGUAAGUUGCCCCAUGAUGGAGUCAACUGGGACGCAAAACAAACACCCAAAGCUAAAUAACCAGACUUAAGCAACAAAAAGUACUCAUUUUUGCCCUAUUGUGAUAUACUGUGUAGGGGAAACUGGGGUAAGAAGGGACACAGGGUAAAAAAUCUAUAAGAUUUUGUAUAGAUGCAACAAAUAUUUAAAAAAACUUUGGAUUUUAAUCAUCAGCCAAAUUUCUGAUCAAAGUGGUCUGUGAUUUUGAAAUUAUAAGUUGGCAACAUGAGACUUGUUUUUUUUUAUCUUCCGUCUGUAUCUUUCACAAUGUUGCCAACUUAAUUUUGUAAACACUUACUAUGCCCUGGCCUCUCCUAUAUUGAUGGCCAAAUGAAACAAACAUGGAAAAAACGAUAUACUUUAUUAGUAAAAUGUGUAGAUACAGGUGUCCCAAAAGUGUGUCAAGAAAUAUAAAAUUUGUCAGUUUUGUAUUUUGGCACUGAAUCGAGUAGUUUGACACUUUGGGGUCACCCAAUAUGGAAAAUGGCUAGCACCAAUUUAAAAAUUUGCACAAAAUCACCCAUAAUUUGGCAGUUGAAUAAAUUGUACCAACCUUAACUUAAUUACGAACAAAUUGUAUGUUAAUGGCACUUCCUGGUACAAGUUAUCUAAGAAACAUAUCUAUGUAUAACACGUAGGUAACACCGUUAUGUUUUAUAUUUUCACAAAAAAAUCACAAUUGUUUCAAUGACUGUUAAUAAAUGUGUUUUCGUAAAA
This is a messenger RNA of Tribolium madens (black flour beetle), 1560 nucleotides long. RefSeq names its product probable palmitoyltransferase ZDHHC24. The transcript has a single exon. Gene Ontology annotation, molecular function: palmitoyltransferase activity. The record is from RefSeq and is a predicted model, not a curated record. The coding region runs from base 37 to 864 and encodes 275 amino acids. Lineage: Eukaryota; Metazoa; Arthropoda; Insecta; Coleoptera; Tenebrionidae.